Molecule: messenger RNA, 429 nt
Organism: Lolium rigidum
Lineage: Eukaryota; Viridiplantae; Streptophyta; Magnoliopsida; Poales; Poaceae
Product: glutaredoxin-C9-like
Exons: 1
Coding region: 1-429 (142 amino acids)
Source: RefSeq, a predicted model, not a curated record
AUGUUGAGGAUGCAGCAGCAGGUUGAGGGCGCCCUGGUGGUGGGCGGCAUGGCGGAGGCGGAGGAGCACCAGGAGGCGGCGGUGUACGAGCGGGUGGCGCGGAUGGCGGGCGGCAACGCGGUGGUGGUGUUCAGCGCCAGCGGGUGCUGCAUGUGCCACGUCGUGAAGCGCCUCCUCCUGGGCCUGGGCGUCGGCCCCACCGUGUACGAGCUGGACCAGAUGGGCGGCGCCGGGAGGGAGAUCCAGGCUGCGCUGACGCAGCUGCUGUCCCCCGGCCCCGUCGGCGGCGGCCACCACCAGCAGGCGCCGGCGGUUCCCGUGGUGUUCGUGGGCGGGAGGCUCCUGGGCGGGGUGGAGAAGGUGAUGGCGUGCCACAUCAACGGCACCCUCGUCCCGCUCCUCAAGGAGGCCGGCGCGCUCUGGCUCUGA